This is a messenger RNA of Myripristis murdjan (pinecone soldierfish), 1424 nucleotides long. RefSeq names its product barrier-to-autointegration factor-like. Gene Ontology annotation, cellular component: condensed chromosome; nucleus. The record is from RefSeq and is a predicted model, not a curated record. Gene Ontology annotation, biological process: chromosome organization. Lineage: Eukaryota; Metazoa; Chordata; Actinopteri; Holocentriformes; Holocentridae. The coding region runs from base 929 to 1201 and encodes 90 amino acids. The transcript has 4 exons. Gene Ontology annotation, molecular function: DNA binding.
GCCCGUCCCCGCCCACCGCGGCGCGUGUUAACGGGCUGGCAGAGCACUGUGCCGGACGGGCGCUCCGACUCUACAAACUUGGUUCUUGUUGAAAUGCACGCUGGUUGCUGGGUUUGAUGUUUGCCGAAUCAGAGCGGGUCCCUCGGUAGUUCAGAAAAUCUCUUGAAUUAUAUUUUACUGGUUUGCACUCUUGCCGUUAGGCGAGGAAACCUGUGACUGACGGGUUUUUUCAGCGGACCUCGGCGUGCAUUUCCUCGCCUAAGCAGAAGCUGGGCUCCGGACUCGGUGCUCCGGGGAGGCCGGGCUCCCUGCUCCUACCUUCGGGUCCUUCUCGUAGUAGUACUGCUGGGUGCGGAUCCAGCGGCCCACCAGGUGGUCCCGGACGCUGUGGGCCAGGGCGAAGUAGUAGUCCCGGGGCGUCGCGACGUUGCGGUCCUUGACCAGCGUGAAGUGGAGGUGCCGGUUGAAGCUCCGCUUCAUCUCCGCCACGUCGCCCAGCCCGGCGAUGCCGCGGACGCUGAUCUGCUUCUGCUUCCGCUUCUCCUGGUCCGUCAGCGGAGCCGCCAUGUUCCCGGGCCCGGAGCAGACUGGAGGGACUGGGAGAGAACCCGGCUCGGAACCUGCGAACACAACAGAACGCAGAGCAGAUUAGCCGGCAUACACAACCAUGAGGUCUGUGCUGACUCCGCCCACCAGACAUCUGGCCCCGCCCAGCACUAAACCACGCCCCUCCGCGGGCUUCAGCCUUGGAUUUUUUUUCUAUUUUUUGCAUCUGGAAGCUUCUGUCGAGUGAUUCCUCUUCUCACUGAUCAAUGAUCGUGUGUAGACGUUGAGUUUGUGCGUCCUGACGUCAGACUCGCAGUGUCAACAAAUUGGCUGCCACUUCCGGGUUGAGGGAAAACAGAUUGGAGUUCCGACAGUCAGCAGGAUGUCGACCACCAGUCAGAAGCACCGGGACUUUGUGGCCGAGCCGAUGGGCGACAAGGCGGUGACUGAUCUGUCGGGGAUCGGAUACGCUCUGGGCACGAAGCUGCAGGAUCAGGGCUUUGACAAGGCCUACGCGGUGCUCGGUCAGUUCCUGCUGCUUAGGAAAAACACCGAGCUGUUUGCCGAGUGGCUGAAAGACGCCAGCGGCGCCAACUCCAAGCAGGCCGCCGACUGCGCCCAGUGUCUGAGUGAGUGGUGCAACAACUUCCUGUGAGCCGCCACUUCCCGCCUGGACACGCCCACUUCCUGCCUGGACACGCCCACUUCCUGCCUGGGCACGCCCACUUCCUGGUGAAACUCCUGAAUGCUGUGGCUGAGUUGGGUGACAUCGUGUUUACAGUGAUGCCCUCUUCUGCUGCACUGCCAGCUUUGUGUUUUCUAAAAUAAUCUGUAAAAGUGGCUUUAUUGGAGAAUGUCUAAAUAAAGGCUUAUGUUCU